CUCUCUUAUCCACAAGUUUGCUUCUUACAAAGCAGGCGGCCGAGCUGGACGCAGGCUGCGUGUGUGCGUGUGCGUGUUUUUUUGUGUGUGUGUGUGUGAGAGAGAGAGAGAGAGAGAGAAAGAGAGAGAGAUCCUCCUUGAACGCACCACCAGACGACAACAUUAUUGACGUGCCCACGCCGCGUGUGCACACUUCUUCCGCCGAACCAUCAUGACUUUUUCCUCUCCCGUGCUGGAACCGUCCUCGUCCUCGUCGCGCCGUGACGUGAAUCUUUCUCUCUGAGCAGAGGCGUGGAUCUUCCCGUCAGCGACGAGGGACGAAAAGGAGGAGUUUUGGGCGGAAAUCCCCGCAAAUCCGGUCCCCAAAUGCCGCGGAGGAAACAAGAAGCGCCGAAGCGCGCGGCAGCUUAUUCUCCCGAGGAGCUGACAAAGCACGCUGCAGAGGAUGAGGACUCGGAAGCAAGCGACCCGCCCUCAGAUCCUCGGGAUGACCUUCCCGUGAAAGAUGACAUUGUCGAGGAAAACGCAGAUCCUGCCAAGAUCCAAGCAUGUGACCGGGAGUCAGCGGGGGCCGCGGAGGACAUUGACAGCGAGUCGCAUGUGAGCGAGAUCAGCGAUUGUCUUUCAGACGUCGACAGCCCGCCUCAAAAAGCGGAAGCGGCGCCUCUAAACGGCGGCACUAAGACGCCCCCCAUCGGGAUGGACACCUUAGAACAUAUGAAGGCUAUCUACUCCAGCUUCCUAACAAGUCCGCUAUGGACGCCUGUGAGUUUCAACCCCAAACAAACGCAGUUACCGCCAUCGGUUUCCACGGAGAAGCCGACUCGUAGCAAUAGCACGAGUAGCAGCAGUAGCUGCAGUAGCAGCAGCUACGACUGGCAUCAGUCCGCCGUAGCGAAAACGCUUCAACAGAAUCCGCCGCAGAGUCGCCACACCGCUCAAUCCGAACCCGGACUCUUCAGCACAGUCCAGCUCCACAGGCAAAACCCAAAACUGUUUGGUUCAAUCUUUACGGGGGCUAGCAAGUUUCGUUGCAAGGGUUGCAGCGCCGCUUACGAUACGUUGGUUGAACUCACCGUUCAUAUGAACGAUACGGGUCACUACCGAGACGACAACCAGGACAAGUCAGGAAGCGGCGCAAAACGUUGGUCCAAACCGCGAAAACGGUCGCUUUUGGAAAUGGAAGGCAAGGAAGACGCCCAGAAGGUUUUGAAGUGCAUGUACUGCGGUCACUCCUUUGAAUCGCUUCAGGAUCUCAGCGUCCACAUGAUCAAGACCAAACAUUAUCAGAAAGUGCCUCUGAAGGAGCCGAUGGCCCCGGUGGCUACGAAAAUCCUGUCAUCGAAAAAACGGUCCCUCGUGGGGUUAGAUCUGACGCCCUCGCAACGUUCCAGAGAAGGAACCCCGAAAGCUAAGCACUCGCAUUCAGAAUCGAGCGAACCCUCACUGAAACGGUCGUCCAGCCCUUACUCGACGUCUACCAAUCGAUACGCUCACCAGAACGGUGCCAGCUACGCUUGCCAGUUUGAAUCCAACAAAUUCCAAAUCCUCAAAUGCAUGGAGUGCGGGAGUUCCCACAAUACUUUGCAAGAACUGAGAACCCACAUGAUGGUAACCGGACACUUUUUAAGGGUGACUAACUCUGUGGGGAAGAGAGGGAAGCCGCUCCCUGAAGCCACGUCGCCCAAUCCCGGUAGAGUCACUACACCAACGGAACCGAGAGUUCAAUCCGUUCCGCUAGCACCCUCGACCUUCUCGCCUCCACCUCUUCAAACCACCGCAACUUCCCCUGCUGUCUCUCCUCCUCUUAAGGAGAUCAAACGGGAGGACGUUGAGGAGGAGUGCACCAAACCGGAGGUCCCUGGAAAUGAAAAAAUAGUCACGGUUUCAUCCAGGAAGGACGAAGAUUCCGACAAGGAGGAAAAAUACGACAUAUCAAAGUAUAGCUAUCUUACCGAAGAGGACUUGAAGGAGACUCCUAAAGGGGGUUUGGAUAUUCUAAAAUCUUUGGAAAACACGGUGACAUCCGCGAUCAACAAGGCCCAGAGUGGGAACCCAAGCUGGGGUGGCUAUCCCAGCAUCCAUGCAGCGUACCAGUUCCCCAGUGCCAUGAAGAUCCAACAGAGCGGCAUGGAAAAGAACUCCCCGAUGAAGUUCCUAUUCAACGGGGGCGACGGAGUCUUGUCGUCGCUCGCCAACAACCAGCCUCUAAUCAGCCCCCCGCUUACACAGUCGUCCCCCUUUCCCAGCAACAACUUCCAGGCGAUGGAGGACUUGGUGAAGAAAGUGACUGAGAAAGUAGCAAAAGUAGAACAAAGGGUGAAGAGGUUGUCUCCCAACAGGGAGAACCGUCUCUCGCCGUGUAAAAGUGAAACAGGAGGACCGCGUAACUGCGAGGAGGCUGAGUCACCUCGGGAAUUCAGGGCAGUCACCCCGGCCGCCCUUGAAAGGGGGAACCAUAGCGACCGAGCGUCCCCGGCAACAGAUCCCAAGAGAGAGACAGUCAGGUCCCCGCAUGACUCGGGUUUGAAAUGCAGCACCGCUAUCAUCACGGGUCAUAGUCCUCCAGAGCAGCCCUUCGUCAACCCCCUAAGCGCUCUUCAGUCCGUAAUGAGCAUUCAUUUGGGGAAAGCGGCCAAGCCCUCCUUGCCGAACCAAGAUCCCUUGAGUUUGCUGUCCAGGUUCAGCCACAGCAUCGCGGAAAGAGCCGCGGUGGCCGCGCCUCCGUCGCAGAGCAAGAAGUCUGAAACCGUCGUGGGCGGCGGUUUUUGUCAAUCCGGUGAUGACCAACCGAUGGACCUUACGAAAGCGAAAAGCGAGAAAGUGUCCGCUCCCUUAACGCCUUCUUCCACCGCCUCUUCCAUUUCACCGUCCUCUCUCGUCACCCCCGCGCAGCUAACGGUGGUUUCUCCGUAUAACUCCAGCAGUCCUUUACACGAGAAUGCGCUCUCUGAUAUCUCAGACAUGCUAAGGAACCUGACGCAGUCGCAACCAGUACCCAAACCGGUGUCCAGAUCGCGGGUCAACGAUAAAACCGAGGGUCUGCUCUCUCCGUGCGAGGACGACGAUGCGUCUCUGCACGGACACAAACGCAAGGGUCGUCACUCCAGCUGGAACCCACAGCACCUGCUCCUCCUUCAGGCGCAGUUUGCGUCCACUUUGAGGCAGACCUCCGAGGGGAAAUACAUCAUCAACGAUCUCAGCCCCCAGGAACGAAUGCACGUGUCCCGAUUUACUGGUCUCUCCAUGACCACCAUUAGCCACUGGCUAGCGAAUGUCAAGUACCAGCUCCGAAGAACAGGCAGAACUAAGUUCUUAAAGAAUUUAGACUCCGGUCAGCCUGUAUUUUUUUGCAGUGACUGCGCCUCGCAGAUCCGAACCCCGGCAGCGUAUGUCGGUCACCUGGAAGCUCACUUGGGUUUCCGAGUCAGGGACCUAGCUAAGCUCUCCCCCAAACAAACCGUCAGGGACUCCCACGGUUUGAGUGAGAAACUGUCACCCCUGGAGUCGUCGUACGUGUCGCCGCAAGAGGACUGCAACGCUAACGGAACCGUGUACCGUUGCCAGCUCUGUGUCCGCAAAUUUGCCACUAAGCACGCGAUUAAACUUCACCUCAGUAAGAGUCACGGGAAGUCGCCGGAGGAUCACUUGCUUUUUGUGUGCGAAGUCGACAAACACUAGCAUGUUUUUUUCGGAAGUCGAAAAACUGAACGAACUUCUGUAGAAUUUGUUAAAAAAAAUAAUAACAAAUAUAAAUUGUGGUAUAAUGCACUAAGAUGCCAAGAACUACUGUUAAAAGUGUCAGCACAAUAAGUUUACGUCAAUUCGGCCGAUAAUAUUUUUGCUUUUUAUGUAUUUUAAAAAAAUAAUAAAAAAUGUCACAUGUUGGAGUUUACUGUAUGUCAACAAUAUUUUGCCCAAUUUGUGUCGUCUUUCUCACGUCACCGUCGGCAGACCAAAAGUUAACAAAUAACUUGAUUAAGUGUAUUUAUUUUUAAUUUUUAUGAUUUAUUUUGUGGUAGAAGCAAAAAUUUCUAUUUAAAAAAUUGUCAAAUUUAUUCCUGUAAUAUUUGGAUUUUAUUCCACAACUUAAUUUCCCCAAAAUUGCAACUUUGAUUAUUUUUUUAUUCUUUUUUUCCCUUUUUUUGUUUUUACUUCUCCAAAUUUUUAUUUAAAUAAUUUGUCAAAUUUAUUCCCAUAAUGUUUGGAUUUUAUUCCACAACUUAAUUUUGCCAAAAUUGCAACUUUAAAUAUUUUUUACUUGUUUUUUCCCCUUUUUUUGUUUUUACUUUUCCAAAUUUCUAUUUAAAUAAUUUGUCAAAUUUAUUACUGUAAUAUUUGGAUUUUAUUCCACAACUUAAUUUUGCCAAAAUUGCAACUUUAAUUGGUUUUUACUAUUUUUCCCCCUUUUUUGUGUGUUUUUACUUUUCCAAAUUUGUAUUUAAAUAAUUUGUCAAAUUUAUUCCUGUAAUAUUUGGAUUUUAUUCCACAAGUUAAUUUUGCCAAAAUUGCAACUUUAAUUAGUUUUUACUCUUUUUUCCCUUUUUUUUGUUUUUACUUUUCCAAAUUUCUAUUUAAAUAAUUUGCCAAAUUUAUUCCUGUAAUAUCUGGAUUUUAUUCCACAACUUAAUUUAGCCAAAAUUGCAACUUUGUUUAGUUUUUACUCUUUUUUUUUCUUUUUUUUUUUGUUUUUACUUUUCCAAAUUUCUAUUUAAAUAAUUUGUCAAAUUUAUUCCCGUAAUAUUUGGAUUUUAUUCCACAACUUAAUUUUGCCAAAAUUGCAACUUUAAUUAGUUUUUACUCUUUUUUUUCCUUUUUUUUCGUUUUUACUUUUCCAAAUUUUUAUUUAAAUAAUUUGUCAAAUUUAUUCCCGUAAUAUUUGGAUUUUAUUCCACACUUUAAUUUUGCCAAAAUUGCAACUUUAAUUAGUUUUUAACUCUUUUUUUCCUUUUUUUUGUUGUUUUUACUUUUCCAAAUUUUUAUUUAAAUAAUUUGCCAAAUUUAUUCCCGUAAUAUUUGGAUUUUAUUCCACAACUUAAUUUCCACAAAAUUGCUAAAUUGAUUCGUUUUUAUUCUUUUUUCCCUUUUUUUUGGUUUUUACUUCUCCAAAUUUCUAUUUAAAUAAUUAGUCAAAUUUAUUCCCGUAAUAUUUGAAUUUUAUUCCACAACUUAAUUUUCCCAAAAUUGCAACUUUAAUUAGUUUUUACUCUUUUUUUUUUCAUUUUUUUCUUUGUACUUUUUCAAAUUUCUAUUUAAAUAAUUUGUCAAAUUUAUUCCCGUAAUAUUUGGUUUUUAUUCCACAACUUGCCCGAAGACAGCUGGGAUAGGCUCCAGCACCCCCCGCAACCCUCGUGAAAAUGAAUGAAUGAAUGAAUCAACUCUUACAUUUGUACAGUUCUGUCUUGUUCUACCCAAAUUUUAAUAUUUAAAUUUUCUAUUUGGUCAUUGCAUCAUCUUCCCACAACCAAAUACUCUUAAAAAAAAAAAAUUGCCAAAACAGCAACAUUUCAUAAUUCCGAAAAUAAUAUCCAAGUGUCACUUUUUUAUUUGAUUGUAAACAAUGUUUAUUUUAUUUUUCAUGACUGAAUGAAAGACAUCAUGCAGGUCUUUUUUUUUGUGUAAAAAAAUGUACAUAAAGUGUAUUAUAUGCUUACAACUUGCUGUUUAAAUUAUGCAUACUUGUUAUAUUUCUUAAUUUAAAAAGGACUACGACUAUCCACUGGUGCAGAGCCUUGAAGAAGAAUAAAAGGACAAUGUUUUGCACACUAGUUUUAUAAAUGUUAUUUGAUAAAGAAAAAAAAAACACACACAACUAUGUUAAUGCCUUGUGCUUCUAUUAUUAAACUGAAUUAAUGCUGCAUAAAAUAUUAGUUUUGUUUCAUUUUUGAUUGAUUUUUGAUCGAAACUAAUUGAAGAUUUUGAAUGCGUAUUUUUCGUCAGUGUCUGAUUUUUUUGUCGCCUCAUCGGGUCUGGCUAGGGAGGUGCAAGCGGUGCCACUGCCUGCAAGGCGUCUGGCAGGUGGUGUGCGCUGCAUGUAAACCACCAGAUGUUUCUGAAACGAGUCACUGGAGGAGGAG
Messenger RNA from Doryrhamphus excisus (bluestripe pipefish), 6077 nucleotides. RefSeq names its product teashirt zinc finger homeobox 3a (gene tshz3a). Gene Ontology annotation, cellular component: nucleus. The record is from RefSeq and is a predicted model, not a curated record. Gene Ontology annotation, biological process: regulation of transcription by RNA polymerase II. Gene Ontology annotation, molecular function: DNA-binding transcription factor activity, RNA polymerase II-specific; DNA binding. Lineage: Eukaryota; Metazoa; Chordata; Actinopteri; Syngnathiformes; Syngnathidae.